Notolabrus celidotus (New Zealand spotty) is the source of this 1542-nucleotide messenger RNA. It is a transcript of the gene hsdl2, whose product is annotated as hydroxysteroid dehydrogenase like 2. Lineage: Eukaryota; Metazoa; Chordata; Actinopteri; Labriformes; Labridae. The transcript has 11 exons. Gene Ontology annotation, cellular component: mitochondrion. Bases 178 to 1437 code for a protein of 419 amino acids. The record is from RefSeq and is a predicted model, not a curated record.
CAGAGUGUGUGACUUCCGGUUGUGUUGACAUCUUGAAGUGGGUGAAAGGUGGAGAAGAAGACAGGUCGUCAUUCUCCAGCAGCAGGAUCAGGGAUCGAAGUGGUUUGAGCCUUCAUCUUCAUCCUCCUCCUCCUCCUCCUGCUCUUCUUCUUCUUCCUCCUCUUCUUUGUCGUCAGCAUGCUGCAGAACACAGGGAAGUUAGCCGGCUGCACGCUCUUCAUCACCGGAGCGAGUCGGGGGAUCGGUAAAGCCAUCGCUCUGAAAGCCGCCAGAGAUGGAGCCAACAUCAUCAUCGCCGCCAAGACCGCCGAGCCCCACCCCAAACUACCAGGGACCAUCUACACCGCCGCACAGGAGGUGGAGGCGGCUGGAGGGAAGGCGUUGGCCUGUGUGGUGGACAUUCGUGAUGAGCAGCAGAUCGGAGACGCUGUGCAGAAAGCCGUGGAGAAGUUUGGAGGAAUCGACAUCCUAGUGAACAACGCCAGCGCCAUCAGUCUGACAGGAACUCUGGAGACGCCCAUGAAGCGGGUCGACCUGAUGCUGGGGAUCAACCUGAGGGGGACCUACCUGACGUCUAAGCUGGUCAUCCCUCACCUGCUGAAGAGUCGUAGUCCUCACAUCCUGAACCUGUCCCCUCCUCUGAACCUGAACCCGGUCUGGUUUAAGAACCACACAGCGUACACGAUGGCGAAGUACGGCAUGUCCAUGUGCGUGCUGGGGAUGGCCGAAGAGUUCAGAGGUCAAAUCGCUGUGAACGCCCUCUGGCCUCGGACCGCGAUCCAGACAGCAGCCAUGGACAUGCUGGGCGGGGACGGCGUGGGUAAACAGUGUCGUACAGCCGACAUCAUGGCGGACGCCGCCUACGCCAUCCUGUCCCGCCAAAAGGACUACACGGGUCACUUUGUGGUGGAUGAAGACAUCCUGAAGGAGCAGGGCAUCCAGGACUUUGAUCAGUACGCCGUCCAGCCUGGUCACCCCUUACUGCCAGACUUCUUCCUGGAUGAAGAACCUGAGUCUCUGGUCCAGCAGAUGGAGCACCAUGGAGCAACCCCGGCCUUCAAACCACCACAGUCAUCAUCAGCGGCGCCCCCCUCCAGUGGACCAAUAGAGAGCACCUUUAACGUCAUCAGAGCAGUCAUCAACGAGGACGUCGUCAAGUCAACAAAGGGCAUCUAUCAGUUCGACCUAUCAGGAGAGCAUGAGGGAGUCUGGUUCCUGGACUUGAAGAGCGGGUCUGGCACGGCAGGGCAGGGUCAGCCGCCUGUCAAAGCUGAUGUUAUCAUGACGAUGGACUCCAACGACUUCAGCAAGAUGUUUGCAGGUCAGCUGAAGCCGACGAUGGCGUUCAUGUCGGGGAAGCUGAGGAUCAAAGGAGACAUGACGCUCGCCAUCAAACUGGAGAAACUGAUGGGCAAAAUGAGCAAGGCCAAACUGUGAGCCCCGCCCCCAGGCCCCCCAGGCCCCGCCCACUCGCUGUACAUGUUGCCUUAAUGAAAAAUAAUGCUAACACUUUAACAAUAAAGACCUUAUUAAUAAACUAAA